Panthera uncia (snow leopard) is the source of this 1223-nucleotide messenger RNA. RefSeq names its product sorting nexin 24 (gene SNX24). NCBI's taxonomy places the organism in Eukaryota, Metazoa, Chordata, Mammalia, Carnivora, Felidae. The transcript is spliced from 7 exons. The record is from RefSeq and is a predicted model, not a curated record. Gene Ontology annotation, molecular function: phosphatidylinositol phosphate binding. The coding region runs from base 89 to 598 and encodes 169 amino acids.
GGCAGGGAGGCGGGGCGCUCGGCCGGGGGCGGAGCUGCGGCCGCGAGCCCGCCCCCCGCUCGCCCUCCGCCGGCCGGCUGGCGCGGCCAUGGAGGUCUACAUCCCGUCCUUUCGCUACGAGGAGAGCGACCUGGAGCGGGGAUACACGGUGUUUAAGAUAGAAGUACUAAUGAAUGGAAGAAAACAUUUUGUUGAAAAAAGGUACAGCGAAUUUCAUGCCUUGCACAAAAAGCUUAAGAAAUGUAUAAAAACUCCAGAAAUCCCUUCUAAACAUGUUAGGAACUGGGUCCCAAAAGUCUUGGAGCAACGACGACAAGGUUUGGAAACAUAUUUACAGGCUGUCAUUUUAGAAAAUGAAGAGCUCCCCAAGCUGUUCCUUGAUUUCCUAAAUGUGCGACACUUGCCCUCUCUACCAAAGGCAGAGAGUUGUGGAUCGUUUGAUGAGACAGAAUCUGAAGAAUCAAGCAAACUGUCCCACCAGCCGGUGCUACUGUUCCUCAGGGAUCCAUACGUCUUGCCUGCAGCCAGCGAUUUUCCAAAUGUGGUUAUUGAAGGAGUUCUCCAUGGGAUAUUUUACCCUCAUCUGCAGCCCAGGUAGAAAUCCUACAUGGCUGGAAGGAGCUGAAGCAGGUCUCACGGAAAUCGAUACCUACCAAAUUAACCUAAACUCUAUGACAUAACAGCUCUAGCUAGUGGUAAAAUUCACAGUCCCAGCUUAAUUCAGGGCAGGGACAUUUCCAUUAGAAUGGUGCUUUUAAAAAUAGAAACUGAACCCCGGGCGGUGCUGAGGUUAGGGCCGAGCAUUUGAGAAGGAGAAGGUAGCUGCCAAUUUCGAACCUGGUGAGAAGGUUGUAGAAUGUCCCUGUGAGCACCGAGCAUAACAAAACGAAGGUGCUCUCUGCUUUCGUUGCACCACUUGCUAAUUGAACAUCUUAUCCUGAAACAUACAGAGACUCAUCUACUUCGGUAACUUUUUGUCGUUGUUGUUCAGAUUUCGUGACACACUAAUCUUUUCAUCAUGAGAUUUUCUCCGUCAGCGAUACGUGUAUUCUGAAGUGCCCGCACCGGGAGAGUAUCACAGAAACAUGCUGUGCUAAAUGUGAGAAUGGAACUAAACUGGAAAUUAUAUUUCGCUGUCAAUGUUAGGGCAUUUUUAAAAAACCAUGUCAUUUCUAUUUACAUUGCAGUAGGGUUGCAUCUUACCUAGGAAUUCGCUUCUGGGG